GUGGGUAAAACCUAUCCAGGCGUUGUAAGACCUGGUAUGCGUCAGCAACGCCUGGGCAGAGGAACGCGCCCAAUCUGUUGUAGGCUAUUCGGCCUGUAUGCCAGCGGUCAGUGCUAUCCGUGUUCCUUGGGACGUCCCUACCCUAUAAACCAUAACUCUUACCCAUUUUGCAUUUCAACUUCAAUGGUUUAUGGACGUCCCAAGGAUCCCAGAUUGCAUCGGGCCCAAUAUGGGCCCGGAAGUUGUCAGGUAAAAUUUAUAUCCGGAGAUGCUGCCGUCGCCAGAGACAACAAACAGAUAUUCUGACAUUUAAAAACGACAACAAUAGUCGUUCGUCAGUCAGCUGGUGAGAGAAUGAAUGCUGAUGACUGCAAUGGAUUUUCAUAUAUGUCAGGCAGUGGAGGAGAGUCGGCAAAGGAGCGAGGUGAUUUCUGUGGAGGUCUGAGGGUUCCAACAUUGACCACUCCAAACUGUAAACAGUCCUCUCCAAACAGAUCUCUUAGUGUGAGCACCAUUAAGGUAGAACUCUACAGUGACAAUGAGUCUGCAGGUUCUCCACAGCCAGAGAGAAGAGAUGGAGAGAGGGAUGAUGACAGAGGGGACAAGACAGAAGAGGGGAGUGAGGUAUGGGGAGGACCAGGAAAGGGUUACGGGGAGCUGGCCAGUCCUCAGCCUGCAUCUGCCGGUCCCAUCCGACUGCCCAAUUGUAAGCUCCAAUGUGACGUGUGUGGAAUGGUCUGCAUCGGGCCCAAUGUACUAACAGUGCACAAACGCAGCCACACAGGUGAGCGUCCAUUCCAGUGUAACCAGUGUGGAGCCUCCUUCACCCAGAAGGGGAAUCUGCUGCGCCACACAAAGCUGCACUCUGGAGAGAAACCCUUUAAAUGUCCCUUCUGUAACUACGCCUGUCGCCGCCGGGACGCACUCUCUGGACACAUCCGCACACACACUGUGCCCUCUCUGACAGUGGGUAAACUUUACAAAUGCAGUUACUGUGGUCGUAGCUACAAGCAGCAGAGUACCCUGGAGGAACACCUUGAACGCAGCCACAACUACUUAAAGAGUCUACAGAACCAUCAGCCAGCACUCAGCACUGUCCCCACUACACAGGGGGAGGAGUCCCCAGGCAUGGAGCUGAUCCCUGAGCCAGAGCCUGUCCUCCAGCCGUCCACUGAAAAACAGUCCUUCGUACACAGGCUGGUCAACAGCGUCACCAAACGAAAGAGGUCCACACCACAGAAGUUUCUGGGAGAAAAGCACAUGAGGCUCAACAACCGUGAUCUACCUUAUGAACUAUCCCCUGGCCCUGAAGAGGAUAAGAAUGGGGACCUGCACUCUGACCUUGAUGGAGAAGCUGGUGCUACAGGGUUAGCAGGGAUUGGGGGCAGGUUCCUCCGCAAGUGUGGAGGUGGUGAGGUCCCUGGGUCUAAGCCCCCUCAGCUGGCCCUGCCCUACUCUGCCUGCCUGUCCGACUCCAGCCCAGUCAUCAGCUCUGUUUACAGCCACCGGACUCCUCUGGGUCCCCAGGUCAAUGGUGGAGCUGGAGAUGUGGCCGUGUCUGUGGAGCUCGCUGGACGGGAAGCAGGCAAGGGACACAAGAACGUUCCCUCAGGUCACAGCAACAUCCACAGCCUCACUGUCAGCAACGGCCCCAGCAACAGCCCCAGCAACGGCUGCCACGAUUUCAAAGACAAGUCCGACACAAAGAGCACAGCAGAGGAGCAGCAGAGCACCAGGGUUACAGCUCCAACCAGCAACUCCAACAACCCCCACCUCCUCCCUCAUCUACAUUACCCAACCCCAGGCCUGCUCCGCAGCCGCACCCAUCUCCGUCCCAACCCCAGCCAAGCCAACGACCCAGACAUAGAAAGGGAGAGAGGAGACAGGGCCUGCCCCGUGCCCAUCGACACCACCAUCCCAACUAGUGUGAAGGGAUCGAGGACCCCCGGUUUAGGGUCACCCUCCAUCUCCAAGGAGGCUUCUAUACAGGUGGUGGACGGGGAGGGGCGAGCGGUGCGGUCAUUCCGCUGUGAGCACUGUCGCAUGUUCUUCCUGGACCACGUGAUGUUCACCAUCCACAUGGGCUGCCACGGCUUCCGCCAGCCCUUCCAGUGCAACGUCUGUGGGCACCACAGCCAGGGCCGUUACCAGUUCACCUCGCACAUCAUCCGCGGGGAGCACCAGGUGGGCUGACGAGGGGAGUUAAAGGGGGGAUUCGGUCCCAACUUGGCCCUAACCCUUCCCCUUCAAUGUUUACACAAAUCUGAAGGGUCUGGAUUGGGAUAAUCAGUGUACUGGUGGAGCUUUCUCUGUAUUGCUUCCACCUUACAGAUCUAUUCACAUCAUUAAGGCCAAGGGUAGAGGUGGGAGCGAAUUGGGACUGGCUAGGGAGGGAGGGAGGUGUCUGCUGCUUUAAGAACGGUGGGCUCAGGUUUGUUCUGCACCACGUUACACAGAGACAGACACACAUUGCCUUAACUGUUACAUAGCAGCAAACCGUUAAUUUAAUUAUUUUUUAGAGUACGUGAUCAUGUGUAAAGGAGAUUAUGAUGAACGUAAAAUAUCCUGUUUAAGGGCACUUCAAUAUUUAGGUGACGUGGAUCGUUUACUGUGGAUGGUUACAGAUUUCAGGGGUGGAGAAGUAGAGAGUUAAUUAAUAGGAGACUUGUAAUUCCGGUGCAGAUCAGACUCUUGAACCAUCCAGUGAUAGAUAGGAGUUGACUGAGGUGGUCAUAUGCGAUUGAGGAUUGCACUUUUAGAUUCUUUGCUUAAAUGUGAUAAUAGUGUGAAGUGAAAUUUACUUUUACCUUUGGAGGGUUUUGUUGUCUGAGAUUGCUGUAAUGCACUGAUAAAUUAUUGUAACGCUUUAAUUUGACUUUGUAUAAGAAUGCUCUGCACACCAGAUGAACAGGGUUUUAUAGGAUUGUCUUAAUGAGACAGGCCAUCUACAGAAGUGGGUAAUGUACUGGUCUGUCCCUCCACUUAAAAUGGGUGCUUUAUUUAUGUAUUGUAAUCUCCAUCCCAAUUUUACAGAGGUGACUCGAUGUCAACUUCCACAGAAUGGUCCAGGAAACGAGGACUACUACUUUGAUGGGUAGACUCCAUUUGCACAAAUGGAAACUGAAUAGUGAGAAAAGCACUUAAAAAAUAUUUCAGUCUAUCAAUGUUUCUCUACUUUUGUAUAGUUAUGUGAAUAUAUGUAUGUUGUAGUGUGCGUUUAGCAUAGUUUUGGUAGAUGUGGUCAGCUAUAUCCCAAAUCUUGUCCAGCCACAGCACAAGCAGCCCAUUAUUAAUCCAGAAAAUGUUACCUCCUGCGAUUUUUAAAGCAACCGAAAACCUCUAAAUGCAUUUGAGUUUUUGCAGUGUGUGAAGUGUACAAUGUUUGAGACCAAAUUCAGUGUUUUAUGUGAAAUGUUUAGUCUUUGUUUGCAUCCUCCUGUGAAAAAUGACAAACAAAUGUAUUGGUAUCUUUAAAAAAACUCAAAACAAAUUGUACUAUGAAUGCACUUGAUGUACAUAGGAUAAUUCUAGGACGUAUGAAUGUGCUUAUCAGUUUCUCAUUCAUUUAUCCUUUCCACUGUGUGAUGACAAAUUAAUUAUGUAUGAACUGUGAAGUAACCUCAAGCACCAACAGAGCAAUCAGGGUUGCCAGGUUUUGCUCAAAUCUGUAGCCCAAUGACCAGAAAAUACCCCCCAAAAGGACUGAACUUUUUUCACAUUUAUACAAUAAAACUAUUUUUUCAUAAUGUUAUCAAGCCAAUAAAGAAGGAAAAUCAACAAAUCAACGUAACUUGUAACGACGUUAGAAGCUAAAUAGUUUUUUUUUAUCAAAAUAAUAUUUUUUCAGAAUAAACUCAUUUGAAUAUAUCGCAAGAGAAAAUAUAAUUUGUCCUUAUUAAACUCGCCAGAUAAUUUUCCACCAAUGGCUGUCGAUUUAAUUUAUUUGACUGCUAUGAUUAAGCAAUAAGGCACGAGGGGUAUGGUAUAUGGCCAAUAUACCACGGCUAAGGGCUGUUCUUAAGCUUGACGAAACGCGGAGUGCCUGAAUAGAGCCGUUAGCCGUGGUAUAUUGGCCAUAUACACAAACCCCCAGGGUGCCUUAUUGCUAUUAUAAACUGGUUACCAACAUAAAAGUACAUUUUUGUCAUACACAUGGUAUACAGUCUGUUAUACCAUGGCUUUUAGCCAAUCAGCAUUCAGGGCUCGAACCCCAUUUUAUAAUUGUAAAUAAUUCCCUUUUGCGCAUGUGCAUAACUAUAGAUAUAUCCGAUUGGAGAGUUUGAGUGAUGAAUGUUGGACAGAGGAUCUCGAAAUCUCUGAGCAAAAAAUACUUGGACAAACUUUUUAAAAAACAAACGUUUUCUGGCAAUUGUGCCAUUAUUAUGUGCCAUAUGAUUUUAAGACUACAAAGAGUAAUAAAUGGCCUAUUUAGUAGAUUGACUUGUCAUUUCAACAGGAAUAAGCUACAGACUAAUAUCUGGGUUUAUGAUUGUAAUUAAAGUUUGCCAUGGUUUGCUUAGAUAGAUGUAGGUUGCCUAUAGCAUAGCUCCUGAUAGGCCUACAUCUUAAUUCAGAUAGUCUACAGUAGCCAGUGGU
Oncorhynchus mykiss (rainbow trout) is the source of this 4596-nucleotide messenger RNA. RefSeq names its product zinc finger protein Eos. Gene Ontology annotation, molecular function: DNA-binding transcription factor activity; RNA polymerase II cis-regulatory region sequence-specific DNA binding. NCBI's taxonomy places the organism in Eukaryota, Metazoa, Chordata, Actinopteri, Salmoniformes, Salmonidae. The record is from RefSeq and is a predicted model, not a curated record. Gene Ontology annotation, biological process: regulation of transcription by RNA polymerase II.